Kluyveromyces lactis is the source of this 1206-nucleotide messenger RNA. RefSeq names its product mitochondrial 54S ribosomal protein uL2m (gene RML2). Gene Ontology annotation, molecular function: transferase activity; structural constituent of ribosome; RNA binding. The record is from RefSeq and is a predicted model, not a curated record. Gene Ontology annotation, biological process: cytoplasmic translation. The coding region runs from base 1 to 1206 and encodes 401 amino acids. NCBI's taxonomy places the organism in Eukaryota, Fungi, Ascomycota, Saccharomycetes, Saccharomycetales, Saccharomycetaceae. The transcript has a single exon. Gene Ontology annotation, cellular component: large ribosomal subunit; ribosome.
AUGUUCAAGCAAUUCAACUUGAGAUGCCUGACGCCGCUUGCCAGCGGCGUCUCCUCAAGAGUUCAAGUUCCGUGGAAUGUUUCGAUGAUAAUGUCUUUGAACAAUACUUCACUUGGUGGAAUCAGAUCUAUGGCCAGCAUCACUCCAACCGGGAAUGAAGAACAAUCUUCAGUUGACGAUGUCAAUGUCCAUAUGUUGAAAAUCGUUCCUAAUAACACAGAUGUGGUAGCACUAGAGAAGCAAGACGAAUUGUUAAGAAGAAGAAGAAAGUUGGCUAAGGAAGUUACACAAAUGAAGAAAUUGAAACCGGUUUCUCCAGGUUUGAGAUGGUACCGUGCGCCAAUUUAUCCAUAUUUGCAUAAGGGAAGACCUGUUAAAUCUUUGACUCUUGCCAAGAGAGGAAAUGGUGGUAGAAACCAUAGUGGUAAGAUCACGGUGAGACAUCGUGGUGGUGGUCAUAAAAGAAGAUUGAGAACAGUCGAUUUCAGUCGUUUCGAAUCUGGUAUGCAAACUGUGGAAAGAAUCGAAUACGAUCCUGGUAGAAGUGCACAUAUUGCAUUGAUAAAACAUAACGAUACUGGUGCCCUAAGCUACAUUUUAGCAUGUGAUGGGCUAAGAGCUGGGGAUACCAUCGAAUCAUACAGAAAAGGUAUUCCACCAUCAUUUUUGAAAGAAAUGGGUGGGAAGAUCGAUCCUGCCAUCUUAUCUGUUAGAACAGCUCAAAGAGGUAACUGUCUACCAAUCUCUAUGAUCCCAAUCGGAUCCAUCGUUCAUAAUAUUGGUAUCACUCCUACAGGUCCAGGUAAGUUCUGUCGUGCUGCUGGUUCUUACGCACGUAUCUUAUCCAAGAUCCCAGAAAAGAAUAAAGCUGUUGUCCGUCUACAAAGUGGUGAGCACCGUUACGUAUCAUUGGAAGCUGCAGCUACCAUGGGUGUUGUCUCAAAUAUUGACCAUCAAAACCGUUCUCUAGGUAAAGCUGGUAGAUCUAGAUGGUUGGGUAUAAGACCAACUGUCAGAGGUGUGGCAAUGAACAAAUGUGACCAUCCUCACGGUGGUGGUAGAGGUAAAUCUAAGUCCAAAAAGUUGUCCAUGUCUCCAUGGGGUCAAUUGGCCAAGGGUUACAAGACAAGAAGGGGUAAGCAUCAAAACAAAAUGAAGGUUAAAGAUAGACCAAGAGGUAAGGCUGGUAGAAAGGCUAGACAAUGA